GACAGUUUAAUAUACAUCAGACUCUGUCUAGACAGGAGAGAUCGGAAAUAGUGUCUUCUGAGAUUGACUGGCUGUCUUGAGCUUUCCCUCAGAAUAAUAUCGUGCUCAGACUGUUCAAUCCUUCAUUGAAGUAGAUUAUAGGAUACCCCACCUCACUGCUGGAUAUCCAUCUUCUACUUCCUAGACCGUUCACUUGGCUGUGCACAGCAUAUAAGCUAAGCUAUAUUCGAAAAGGUUAUCUAUUUGAUUUGGCUUGAUCGUGGAUAACUGUGUCUAAGUAUCCGCUAUACACCAUGACAUCCACAUUCAGCUUCGGCUUUGCGGGGGACGAUAUCGACAUCGAUGAUACAGAGAUGAACGAGACUCACGAGACGAACAAUGUCCAAAAUGCUGGUGCGGGAUCUACACUUCCGGAGCUGAUUCCAGCUAAGAAACAUGAUGUGGCUGAGUGGAUCCCAAGCCUCCCAUCUCAAAUCUCAUUCAACAAGCUCAGACUGCCCACCAAAACUGCCACUGCAAACCAGCACCUCACCCUCGCUCGUCGGGACAUCUUCGACAUCCGCGCCCAACUAAUGGCCGAGGAUACGCCCGACGAGAACAACGAGGAAUUGAUCGCCGGUCUGGAGAAAGGCGACAUCAAGCCCAACUUCUACGAAGGCGGGUUCAAGACCUGGGAAUGUGCGGUUGAUUUAGCCAAGGUGCUUGUUGACACUGACGAGCUGGCUGAGUCGACGGCGGCUGGUAAUAGACAUAUCAUUGAGCUCGGCGCCGGCACCGCCAUCCCAUCACUAUCCCUCUUCGCACAACUCCUCUCGAGUCCAGCAUCAGGACAGCAGCAAAACAAAAGAACUCACUUCACAUUCGCAGACUACAACUCUGCCGUUCUCCGUCUCGUUACUUUCCCUAACCUCCUCUUAACAUGGUAUCACUACACACAAUCUUCUCCCUCUCCCUCUCCCUCCGAAGGAGAAUCAGAAAAAGAAAAAGAAGAAGACGAACUCCUCGACAUAACCCCCACCCUCAUCCAAUCCUUCCAGGAAGACCUCUCUGCCCGCGGCAUCACCAUCUCCUUCAUCUCCGGUGCCUGGUCGCCCGCUUUCGUCGACUUGGUUUUCUCCUCUUCCACCCAGGAAGUAACUUACUCCCAAACACUCGUCCUCGCCUCCGAGACUAUCUACUCACCUGCGUCGCUGGGGGCGUUCUCCGAGACGUUGGUCGCCUUGUUGCGUCGUGCUGCUGCUGCUGCGCCGGGAGGACAGCAGCAGAGCGCCGCCGCCGCCGCCGCGGCGUUGGUCGCGGCGAAGAAGGUCUAUUUUGGGGUUGGUGGGGGUGUCGAUGAGUUUUUGGCUGUUUUGAGUGGUGUUGCUGGUACUCUCGGGGUUGAGGUCGAUGUGCAGGAGAGGUUGGAUGUUAAGUCUGAGGGGGUCGGGAGGGUGGUUUUGGGGGUUAGGUGUGCUUAGUUGAUAUUAGUAUUACUGU
Molecule: messenger RNA, 1479 nt
Organism: Aspergillus vadensis CBS 113365
Lineage: Eukaryota; Fungi; Ascomycota; Eurotiomycetes; Eurotiales; Aspergillaceae
Product: protein-histidine N-methyltransferase
Exons: 3
Coding region: 294-1460 (388 amino acids)
Biological process (GO): peptidyl-histidine methylation, to form tele-methylhistidine
Molecular function (GO): protein-L-histidine N-tele-methyltransferase activity
Source: RefSeq, a predicted model, not a curated record